This is a messenger RNA of Drosophila grimshawi, 1710 nucleotides long. It is a transcript of the gene Dsor1, whose product is annotated as dual specificity mitogen-activated protein kinase kinase dSOR1. NCBI's taxonomy places the organism in Eukaryota, Metazoa, Arthropoda, Insecta, Diptera, Drosophilidae. Gene Ontology annotation, molecular function: protein kinase activity; ATP binding. Bases 229 to 1416 code for a protein of 395 amino acids. The transcript is spliced from 4 exons. Gene Ontology annotation, biological process: protein phosphorylation. The record is from RefSeq and is a predicted model, not a curated record.
AUUACAUCGCUAUUGUUAAUAUUUGCUACACUUGCGGCGAAAUUUGCAACUUUAAUUUAUUUAGACAAACACCAAACAGUUAUUUGUAUCCGGUUAUACAAUUGUAAACAGCUUCUAUUUUAUUGCUGUCAAGACGACAAACACCUAUCUUCCCCAUCCUUUUAACCGCCGGCGACGCACGACGGCUUGCGAACUGUUUCUUUUUUUCCCCCGUGCAUUUUGGUCAAGAUGUCGAAAAAUAAACUAAACUUAGUGCUGCCGCCGGUAAAUGUGGAUGCAGCUGUUGCCACCACACAGGUGGCACCAACACCGCCAUUCAAAACGCCAUCGGGAACAGACUUGCUGGGAAAGCCAAAAGCAUCGAGCAUCGAUGCAUUGACCGAAACGUUGGAGGGCCUGGACAUGGACGACACCGAACGCAAGCGAAUCAAAGUGUUCCUCAGUCAGAAGGAGAAGAUCGGCGAACUGUCCGAAGAGGAUCUGGAAAAGUUGGGUGAACUCGGCUCCGGCAAUGGCGGCGUUGUGAUGAAAGUGCGACACACCCUCACAAAUCUGAUAAUGGCGCGGAAACUCAUCCAUCUGGAGGUGAAACCAGCGAUCAAGAAGCAAAUCCUGCGCGAGCUAAAAGUCCUUCACGAAUGCAAUUUUGCGCACAUUGUUGGCUUCUAUGGUGCCUUCUAUAGCGAUGGUGAGAUAAGCAUUUGCAUGGAAUACAUGGACGGCGGCUCCCUCGAUCUCAUCCUAAAGCGAGCCGGCCGCAUACCCGAAUCGAUACUCGGACGCAUCACGCUAGCGGUGCUGAAGGGACUCAGCUAUCUGCGCGACAAGCAUGCGAUCAUCCAUCGGGAUGUUAAGCCAAGCAAUAUACUCGUCAACAGCAGCGGCGAGAUCAAAAUCUGUGAUUUUGGCGUUUCGGGUCAGCUUAUUGACUCGAUGGCCAACUCAUUUGUUGGCACGCGCAGCUACAUGUCGCCGGAACGAUUGCAGGGCACUCACUAUUCGGUACAGUCCGACAUUUGGUCUCUGGGCUUGUCGCUAGUUGAGAUGGCAAUCGGAAUGUAUCCAAUCCCGCCGCCGGAAGCCUCUGCGCUGGAGACCAUAUUUGCUGAGAAUGCCAAUGAAGAUGGCAGCCAAGCGACGCUAGAGCCCAAAGUGAUGGCAAUAUUCGAGCUGCUCGACUAUAUUGUUAACGAGCCGCCACCUAAGCUGGAACACAAGAUAUUCUCCAACGAGUUCAAGGACUUUGUCGACAUAUGCCUCAAAAAGCAGCCGGACGAGCGUGCCGAUCUCAAAACAUUACUGAGCCAUGCAUGGAUACGCAAGGCGGAGGUGGAAGAUGUCGACAUAUCGGGAUGGGUGUGCAAGACAAUGGAUUUACCACCAUCGACGCCAAAACGCAAUACCUCGCCCAACUAAUUGGCAUUCCUUUAUUUCACGCGCACGCACUCAAUACACAUACUAAACGUACACAUGCAUAAUAAGUACUCACGUUCAUUAUUUAUAUGUUGUUGCAUAUGUGUGUGCUAUAUUAUACUUGUUGUAACAACUUGCUCCUCCCCGUCCUCCUCAACACACUCUUUGUUAUAUUUCUUUCUUGCGCUUUGUGUGGAUACUUCUGCUAUAUCUGGCUUUUAAAAUCAAUCAAUCAAGCAAAAAAUGGACAAAGCAGAGCAAAGAGAAUAAAUUAAAUACAACUAAUAUUUAAAUGAG